Mercurialis annua (annual mercury) is the source of this 2356-nucleotide messenger RNA. Its product is annotated as scarecrow-like protein 8. Gene Ontology annotation, biological process: regulation of DNA-templated transcription. The record is from RefSeq and is a predicted model, not a curated record. Lineage: Eukaryota; Viridiplantae; Streptophyta; Magnoliopsida; Malpighiales; Euphorbiaceae. Gene Ontology annotation, cellular component: nucleus. Gene Ontology annotation, molecular function: DNA-binding transcription factor activity; sequence-specific DNA binding. Bases 146 to 2101 code for a protein of 651 amino acids. The transcript has a single exon.
CCUUAUAUUAUUAUUCAUCAGAAUCGUUUCAAUGUGUCUCUCUCAUCUUUCAUUUAUUCAUUUAACUAUUUUGACUCUGUCAUGCGUUAAUUCUUUCAGUAUCUAACUCUUCUUGUUCUAAACGUAAUAAUCUUCUUGUCCGAAGAUGGCGUCUGGUUUUUCCGGUAGCGGCUCAGAUUUCUUCUCCGGCCUGGCAGCGGGUAGAUCCCUAAAUAACAAUCAGUCUGGGUAUAGAGCACAGCUUUCUCAAAUGUUUUUAGACCAAACUGGGCAGAUGACUCAGACUCACCCACCACGAACCACCACCAACAACAACAAUUUAACCGCUCAAAGCUUGAUCGGAAAACGAUCGCUUGCUGAUUUUCAAGCGCAUCAUCAGCAAAACUAUCAACAGCAAGGUAACAUAAACCCAGCGCUGAAUGGUCUUCUUCUACGGUCAGUUAAGCCAAGGAUGUACCAACACACAUCUCCAAUAUCAACUCUUUCUCCGAUCGAAUUCUCAGCCAAUUCCUCGCCGGAAUUGCCGUCUUUUUCGUCUCAUCAGCGUUAUGGGGUGCCUCUGCUUCAGCAGCUCAGGCCGCAGAACAUUAAUCUUGGGUCUGGAGGAGUACCCACCAUUCACUCUGUUAAUAAUCACCUCUCAUCCGGUGUGCUUAAUUACAUGAACACGCUCCAACAUAGUAAUCGCGGCGGCGGUGGAGGAGGAGCGGUUAACAAUAACGGAGGACAAGACACGCAAAAGAAGAUGAUGGAUACAUUACAAGAGCUAGAAAAACAGCUUCUCGAUAAUAACGAGGAAGACGAAGGUGACGCAGUUUCCGUUAUAACUAACGGUACUGACAGCGAGUGGUCGGAAACUAUACAGAAUCUCAUGACUUCUUCGAAUCCAAACCCUAACCCGAAUCCGAACCCGAUUUCUCCAUCGCCUACAUCUUCCUCCUCCUCGUCAUCAACUUCAGUAACGACUCCAGCUCCCAAUUGCUCUAAACAAACACUAAUAGAAGCUGCUUCAGCCAUUUACGACGGCAAAACUGACACCGCCGCUGAGAUCUUGACGCGUGUCUCUCAAGUAUCAAACCCAAGAGGUAAUUCUGAACAGAGGUUGAUGGAGUAUAUGUGUACGACUCUCAAGUCUCGAGUUAAUUCUGCUGAUAAUCCACCUCCGGUGACCGAGUUGUAUGGUAAAGAACAUAUUUCGUCAACUCAGUUGCUUUAUGAGCUCUCUCCAUGUUUUAAACUCGGGUUUAUGGCUGCUAAUCUUGCGAUCCUCGAGGCCACGGUGGACCAAUCUACAAGCGUAAUCGGUUUUCAUGUGAUCGAUUUUGAUAUUGGCCAAGGCUGUCAAUACAUGAAUUUACUCCACGCGCUCUCUGAGCGGUUGAACGGGAAGCCGGCGGUAAUCAAGAUCACGGCGGUUUCUGAUAAUGGUGUGGAGGAGAAAGAGAGGUUGAGAGUGGUUGGUGGCACACUGAGUCAACUCGCUGAGAAAUUCGGUGUUACGUUACGUUUUAAUGUUGUGAGUUGUAAACUUACUGAUCUGAGUCGCGAGUCAUUAGGUUGUGAACCUGAUGAGCUUCUGGCUGUUAAUUUCGCCUUCAAUUUGUAUAAAAUGCCUGAUGAGAGCGUAUCCACGGAGAAUCCCAGAGAUGAGUUGUUGCGGCGCGUUAAAGGAUUGGCGCCGCGCGUGGUGACGUUAGUGGAGCAAGAAUUGAAUACAAAUACGGCGCCGUUCAUGGCGCGCGUGAAUGAGACAAGCUUGUAUUAUGGAGCAUUAUUCGAUUCGAUUGAGUCGACAGUGCAGAGAGAUAACACGGAACGAGUUAAGGUAGAAGAAGGACUGGGUCGGAAACUCGCCAACUCGGUUGCUUGCGAAGGUAGGGACCGCUUGGAAAGAUGCGAGGUAUUUGGGAAGUGGCGGGCCAGAAUGGGAAUGGCUGGGUUCGAGUUCAAACCACUGAGUCAGCACAUAGCUGAGUCGAUGAAAUCACGGCUGAAUUCUGGAAACCGGGUUAACCCGGGUUUUACUGUAAAAGAAGAGAAUGGUGGGGUUUGUUUCGGUUGGAUGGGGAAAACUCUGACAGUCGCGUCUGCUUGGCGUUAACUUCACUCUCUCUUUUUUUCUCUAAUAGUAUAUUAUUAUUAUUAAUUGUUGUUAUUACUAUUAGUAUUACUAGUAAUUCUUAACUUUUUCCUGAGAAAUGGAAACCUAAAGCAAGAGAAAACAAAAUCAAAAUAAAUAAUAAAAAUGAGUGAUUUAUUUAGAGAAAAAAAGAUAUUUGCUUUGGUUUGCAUUGUUAUGAUUAUUGUUAUGAUGUUGUAUAGUGUGAAUGUAUAAAAAGCCUAAUAGUUUGGUAAA